This is a messenger RNA of Cryphonectria parasitica EP155, 662 nucleotides long. Its product is annotated as cyclophilin-like protein. The coding region runs from base 19 to 375 and encodes 118 amino acids. Gene Ontology annotation, cellular component: catalytic step 2 spliceosome. The record is from RefSeq and is a predicted model, not a curated record. Gene Ontology annotation, molecular function: peptidyl-prolyl cis-trans isomerase activity. Gene Ontology annotation, biological process: protein peptidyl-prolyl isomerization. The transcript has a single exon. Lineage: Eukaryota; Fungi; Ascomycota; Sordariomycetes; Diaporthales; Cryphonectriaceae.
CGCAUAAUAGCCAACUUCAUGAUCCAGGGCGGCGAUCCCACCGGAACAGGCCGCGGCGGCACCUCCAUCUACGGCGACAAGUUCGCCGACGAGAUCCCCCUCCUCCCCGGGUCCACCACCCCAGAGCUCAAGCACACGGGCGCCGGGAUCCUCUCCAUGGCCAACUCUGGGCCCGACACGAAUGGGUCGCAGUUUUUUAUCACCCUGGCACCUGCGCCUUGGCUGGACGGGAAGCAUGCUGUCUUUGGGCGCGUCAGGGCGGGGAUGGGUGUUGUGCGGCGGAUGGGGCUGGUCAGGGUUGGCCCAGAGGAUCGACCGGUGGAGGAGGUGAAGAUCCUGCGGGCACGGGUGAUCGAGGAUGGGGAGGAGGUGUGAGAGGUUGGGGGGGGGGGGGGAAGGCGAGGAUAGCAGAUGGGUCGUUACGGCUACAUCAGCCCCCCUGGAUACAAGAUGCAGAGGCCGAGGAUGCUCGGCUCGCUGGUCAAGCGUAUGGCAUCAGAUGAGGAAGCUUCAGUGAAUGGUGGACUCUGCGGAGAGCAACACCUGAGACUUGUCCAUUGUGUGCUCUCAGAAAUCCCCUUCUCUGGCCGUCCUGGCGGGUAAUUUCCCAACACAGCGUGAUACUAUGUCCGUACAAGGUGCUUGUCAGGUAUCAUGUGCUC